This is a messenger RNA of Eriocheir sinensis (Chinese mitten crab), 685 nucleotides long. RefSeq lists its product as uncharacterized. NCBI's taxonomy places the organism in Eukaryota, Metazoa, Arthropoda, Malacostraca, Decapoda, Varunidae. The record is from RefSeq and is a predicted model, not a curated record. The transcript has 6 exons. The coding region runs from base 1 to 558 and encodes 185 amino acids.
AUGACACAAAAAGCUGUACUGGCGGGGGACAAGUGCAUCAAAUAUGCCAACCAGGUAUGGAGUCCACACCUGGUGAAGGAUGUUGAGGCUGUGGAGAACGUGCAGCGAAGAGCAACGAAGCUGGGAAUCUUCUGUGAGUAUCUGACUCCUGUGACAUCAAGAUCAAGGUCAAGAUCAACGGAAGUAAACAGAGCAACGCUGCGGAGUCUGUCACGCCGCCCACGCCCACACAGUGCCUGCACGCCCACACAGUGCCUCCACGCCCACACAGUGCCCCCACGCCUCCACGCUCAGACAGUGCCCCCACGCCUCCACGCCCAGACAGUGCCUCCACGCCCAUACAGUGCCCCCACGCCCACACAGUGCCCCCACGCCUCCACGCCCACCCAGAAGAAGGAGAAGAAGAAGAAGAAGAAGAAGAAGAAGAAGAAGACACACAGAGAGAGAAGAGGAGGAAGAAGAAGAGGAAGGACUUGUAAUAUGGCAGACAUCAAACCAAUGAAUCGAGCGGUUGAGUGGACUCCAUCUCUUGAGGGGCGGCUUCGUAUCCCAGCGUGAUCUCCUGCAAGGCAUCCCAGCACACACCACAUACUCUGGAGGGGGAGAGAACGUCAAGAUGAAUCGGCCUUGUCUUGGAGGAAAUGUACUCUGUUUUGAUUUUGCUCUCAAUAAACAUAAACCCUAA